CAGAGGGUAGACUUGCAUAAUUUGACCUCGACACAGCCUCGAGGCUAAGGGAAUCAAAUAUGGACGCUCAAGAAUCACUUCAAUUUUUUCAAAAAUGUGUUGCUGAUGAUCCAGAAAUUUCUGUGACAGUAGCAGCAAUUAGAACAUUACUUGAGGUCCUCAAGAAAACUGAAGCCGAAACAUUAGCUGGACUGAGAGAUAAUAUACAAAACGUUGUAUCCCGAUUGACUACCAUAGAAGAUUCAGUUACUUCUGUUUCAUCUGGAUGUGAAUUGUUUCUCCGAUUUGUAACUUUAGCAUCACUGGACCAGAGUGAUUUCAAGGAAUGUAAGCGAAUUUUAGUUGAUAGAGGCGAGCUGUUCUUGAAAAAAGCAGCUGGGUCAAGAAAAAGAAUUGCAAAAUUGAGUGGGCAGUUUAUCAGAGAUGGAGCUACUAUUCUUACGCAUUCAAAGUCCAGAGGCGUUCUUCAGCUGCUCAAAGAAGCCGUUGAUCAGAACAAACGAUUUCAGGUUUAUGUGACUGAAUCGAUGCCGGACAUGUCUGGAAAUCUGAUGCACAAAGAACUACAAGAUCUUGGCAUUCCCAGCACUGUUAUUCUAGACUCAGCUGUUGGGUACAUUAUGGAAAGGGUAGACAUGGUUCUUGUCGGUGCUGAAGGAGUUGGUGAAAGCGGUGGCCUAAUAAACAAGGUGGGAACAUACCAGCUUGCAGUGAUGGCUAAAGCCAUGAGCAAACCUGUGUAUGCGGUUGCUGAAAGCUUCAAGUUUCAGCGAAUUUACCCGCUUAAUCAAAAAGAAGUCCCAAACAAACACAAGUAUUGCAACACGACGGAAACAGGUCAUCCACUUGUGGACUACACACCACCUUCGUACAUAACUCUACUUUUCACUGAUUUAGGUGUCCUGACGCCCUCUGCAGUCAGCGAUGAACUUAUCAACCUGUAUUGCUAAUAUUUAAUAUUGUCAUUUAAAAGAUUUCGUCUAUGAGUAAAUACGUGGCUUUAUUGUAUGGUCCCAGCUUUAGAGGUCGUGCAUUUUUAUCAUUAUUUGCGCAAGUCUACAAACCGUAAACUCGGGGGGGGGGGGUGUCCGGUUUUUUAAAAUUUUAUAAAAUUAUGAUUCAAAACUGUAUUCAAAUUCAUAUCACGCACUCCUGCAUUCAUAGCCUGCAUACGAGGGCAGGAUCAGAUAACAAUGGCCGGACCGGAUUAAAUUUUGUUGUAGAAGAACUGUUGGGUCACCAUGUGUUGAUUUUUAAAAUAUAAACAGCUCUUGGUCUACUUAUCUGGGUCAGGAUUUUCGAAUAUUUGUAUACAGCGGAUCACAGAAUGGCGGAAUACUGAAUAAUUUAAGACCCCCGCAUAUGGAUUAAACACCGGGUCUCCUCUAAUGCUGCUUGAAAGAUUGGUGUCCUCUAAGCAAAUUUCUGUUCAACCGAUCUCCCGUCCACACUCUUCUUCCAUUGUAAAAAUAUGUUUAUAAGAAUAUUCAGGCUAAGAAAUAUACAAUUAUCAAGAAUGUUGUAAGAAUAUUGCUAAGCCUCUGCUCGCAUAUCUGUGUGUUUUGCUAUGUUCGUAACAGAGAAUCGAAUCACUGAAGACCGACAUAUCUCAACUUUUCAAAAAGCAUGGUCUCAGUUAGAGGAAGGGAGAUUUUCCCCUGAAACCAUAUCAGAUUUGAAAAAAUAGGAAUACUUGAAGAAUAUAGGCAGGCUCGAAGCGAAAACUUCUUAAGAAUAUCGUGGGUGGACAAAAUUUAUUGUAUUCUUAUAAGAAGCAUGUGUAACUAGGCCCCUCAAGCCCCCACACCCCAUCCCAAUGUAACGAAGUUUUUCAUUGAGCGAAUUAAACACUGGGUGCCCCUUAAGCUGCUUGAAAGAUUGUUCUGAUACAAGCAACUUUCAGUUUAACAGUUUAACGAACUCCUGUCUAUUGUGUUUCCAAGGCUGUACUUUUGAGUCAUUUGAAAGUUCUCCCCAUUUUUAACUUCGUUUUAAAAGUUCAAUUGGAUUUUUCACUGUUUAGGUAUUUUUAACAUCCACAGUUUGAGGAAGUACGCUCAUUUUUUUAUAAGAAACUGGCUAUAAGAAACGAGUGCUGGACAGUCAGAAAAAAUUAAGAAACUUCGGUACUCGAAGCAAAAAAAUUAGGAAACUAUUAAAUUCUGAUAAAACUGAGAAUAACGAAAUUUUGUAAAAUCCAAGAACAGGAUUGCCCUGAAGGCCUAGAACUUGAGACACAAGGGAUAAACAUAUACUUCCUACAUCUAAAUACAGCAUCGGAACGGAAGCGAAUCUCUUGACGUGAUAAAAAGGUCACGAACAUUUCAUAACAUCAUUUAUGACAUCAUAAUUAAGAAACUCAUAAGAAACAAUAUGUAUUGAAAUUUCCAGAACAUUAAGAAACUGGAGUACUCAACAUCGACCUUUUUUUUGAAAAAAAUGAGUGUAAACACUUUGAGGCGCUGAACUUGAAUUUUGAAGAAGAACUGUGUAAGUUAGAAGUGAAGAAAUGUGACGUUAAAACUGAAGCCAUUAAGACUUCAAAUUUUUUUUUUUCAUUUACCUUUUCUUUUUUCGAACAAAUAAAUUCUCAUCAAUGAUUCAACAUUUGGCGCUGUUUAUAUACCGAAAGGCCGCCGGUUCACAAAUGUUUAGAACAAAACUUGAAAAAACUUGAAUCUUUUUAUUUUUCCCAACAAUUUUAACUAAUCAAUCCGGGAUAUUGUUUGUACAAUUUCUAUGUUGGCUGUGUCCACUUGAGACUUCAAAUGCCUUCAGGUUUGGUUGCACUUAUAGCUAGGAUUUUCAAAUUACCAGAAAAUAAACCAAAAAUUUUGUUUCAUACCAUCGCUUGUAAAGUGUUGCAGGCUGAUUUGUAUAAAGGCUUUAUUGAAAUUGGAAAUGUAGUGAAUCAGUGGCGUAAAUGAGGUAUCUGAAACCCGAAGGAAAAAAACAGAGACGGGGCCCCUACUUACGGAAGGCAAGAAAGUCCCAUCCAAGGAUUUAGAGCAUGCCCAACACAAAAGCAAGACGUAAAAAUGAAAACUUAUUAUCGUUAACUAGGUAAAAAUAAGUCAAAAAGCUUCAAUUGAAGAGGUUUAGAGGUUUUGAAAACAAAGUGAACUUGAGCGAAGACUUAGACACAUGGAUAUGAAAAAAGAUUGGGGCCCCUUUUGGCCGGGGGCUCUCAGUUAAUUUUUUUUCUUCUUUCGAUUGAUACCAUCCCAAUAAAGAUAAUAAAAUCGACAUAUUAUAUAUAUAAAUGCUAUCUGUUUAUAAAAUCGAUAUUUCCUGUUCUGUAAGCUCUGCAGUGUUUCAAGUUUCAGAUCAUAUCUGGGUUUCGUCUGUUUAUAAACACGUGCUAAAUUAGAAUUGAGACGAGGCAAAUUGUUACGAACGAAAAGUUGGUCAAGAAACGACAAUGAAUACUCAAGGAAUUGACAUUUCCCUUAUCCUGAAUAGCUCUGAGUUUCUCGAGAAUGCCAUGGCUGCUGCGCAGCGGAGCGAAGAGGCAUCGAUUUCUCAACGUCACCAAGGCACCAUUUUUCCAAAUGUCAUGCCAGCUGCAGAGGGCAAAGACAAGGAAGUAAGAGUGAGUGAAGACAAGAAGAGGGAGAGAAACAUUCUCAGCAGCAGAAAGUACCGAGCAAAAAGG
Rhopilema esculentum is the source of this 3655-nucleotide messenger RNA. RefSeq names its product translation initiation factor eIF2B subunit alpha. Gene Ontology annotation, molecular function: translation initiation factor activity; guanyl-nucleotide exchange factor activity. NCBI's taxonomy places the organism in Eukaryota, Metazoa, Cnidaria, Scyphozoa, Rhizostomeae, Rhizostomatidae. Gene Ontology annotation, cellular component: eukaryotic translation initiation factor 2B complex. The record is from RefSeq and is a predicted model, not a curated record. Gene Ontology annotation, biological process: translational initiation.